CUCAGGCGCGUGGGAAAGCGCGAGCCUCUUCAGUGAGUGAAUGUUUCUCAGCGUGUUUUCAUGCUCGGUUAUGAGGCUCAUUCUGACCUCCAUCUGCGCGCUCAUGGGUUUGUUCUCUCCAACCGCGCGCGCCGCCGGUACAGUUCCGGUUCCGGUCCCGGUCCCUCUCCUUACACCGGAUCCGGUCACCGGCGGAGAGCAGGAGCGGCUCGAGACGCCGUAUUUGCACCUGCCCGUGUACCUGCAUUACAGAAAGCCGCGCGUGGACAAGCAGCACUUCUCACCGGCGCACGUCCAGAGCCGCGAGCCGCUGCCCGAGCGCGUGCGCCAGGUCCUCGUGCCCGCGCCCAGGCGACGCCUGAAGCCCCGCGUGAGGCCGAGCGGCCCGGUGAGCGUCGCGUGCAGCGCGACGGAGAUGCGCGUGCGAGUUCACACGGCGAACCUCGGAGCCAGCGGCGAGCGCGUGCACGUGAGGCUGGGCACGUGUGACGUCAGCAGAAGCACCGAGCAGAGCGUGGUAUUGCAGUACGAGCUGCACGAGUGCGGAACUCAGAGACAGAUCAUCAAUAAAACAGUUGUUUAUUCCAACAUGCUCCACUACACCCCUGAUGCAGGUGGGUCGGGUUCUGAGGUGUUCUCCGUACCUGUGCAGUGUCGCUUUAACAGGUUCCACUACUCGUACAAGAUCGGUUUCGUGCCGUCUGUUGAAAGGUUGAAGUUCUUUAAACCCAUGAAAACCAAAGGCGGCGUCACGCUGACAGCCUGUGACGCGCAGUGGAACAGACUCUCUCCCGCUGAAGCUUUCGUUAUCGGACAGCCGAUGUACUUCGAAGCCGAAACUCUUUACGUGCCUGAGGAUGAGCGGUUAUUCGUGCAUUUCUGUCACGUGACCACGAACGGCUCGGGUGUCUCCACGCCGCAGGUUAAGAUCAUCGACAACUACGGCUGCUUGAUCGACAGCAAGAGCAGCAGCCAGUCCAGGUUCAUAAACAGCGGCAGGAGGAACGUCAUCAGGUUCACCAUCGACGCCUUCACACUGCAGGGAAAAGUGCAGAAGUAUCUGUUUAUUCACUGCGAGAUGUCGAUCAGAAGCGUCGUUCCCACAGAAACGUCAAAGUCCUGCAGCUAUAACCGGCUGGAGCGCAGGUGGGAGGAGCUUUACGGUGCAGACUCUGUCUGUUCGUGCUGCGACUCGUCCUGUGUCCCUGAGAUGCCAUCACUUGUGCGACCCUUGACGAGUGAACUGGGGGCCUUAGUGGAGCAACACCCAGAAGGAAAGAGCAGGAAGAACCCGACGCAGAGCACCGAGAGAAUCUUCACACCGGAGCCGGAACAUGGAAUACUUACGACGGAGAUCCAGCAGGAAACAAUCGUUCCAGAGAGGACACUGAUAUUGGAGCACGAGCACAGAACAGUCACGCCGGAGGGAACGCCCACGCUGGAAAGCAAGCGUGCAGUGUCGACGCCUGAGAGCGAGCACGGAAAGAUCUCACCGCAGAGUACACCCACGCCGGCGGGCGAGCUCGGGGUGCUGAUGCUGGCAGGCGAGCGCGGGGUGCUGACGCUGGCGGGCAAGGACAGGAAGAUCACACUGGAAGGUACACCCACGCCGGAGAGCGAGCAAAGAACAAUGAUGCCAGAUAGUGAGUACGGAAUACCGACGCCAGAGCACAAGUACGGAAUGCUAGAGAAUAUGCACGGAAAGGUUGCACCGGAGGCCCCGCCCACACCGGAGAGCGAGCACAGAACGCCAACUCCAGACCAUGAGCAUGGAACUCCGAUGCCAGACACCGACCACGAAGAGAUCACGCUUUAUCCGCAUGAAGCUGUCAGUCCCGGAACGCUCACACCCUCAGUCAAGCAAAACACAAUUACACCAGCACGCAAACACACGGAGCUACACGAGCCUUACAGGAUUUUUGAGGAAGUGUUUGGACUCAGCUGAAGAGUAAAGACGCAUUGCAAACCAUCUUUCACUCGAUGGCAAUUAAAAAAAAAUCUGAAAAACAA
Molecule: messenger RNA, 2010 nt
Organism: Pangasianodon hypophthalmus (striped catfish)
Lineage: Eukaryota; Metazoa; Chordata; Actinopteri; Siluriformes; Pangasiidae
Gene: zp3d.2
Product: zona pellucida glycoprotein 3d tandem duplicate 2
Exons: 8
Coding region: 41-1945 (634 amino acids)
Biological process (GO): binding of sperm to zona pellucida; positive regulation of acrosome reaction; egg coat formation
Cellular component (GO): extracellular matrix
Molecular function (GO): acrosin binding
Source: RefSeq, a predicted model, not a curated record